Molecule: messenger RNA, 2859 nt
Organism: Anguilla rostrata (American eel)
Lineage: Eukaryota; Metazoa; Chordata; Actinopteri; Anguilliformes; Anguillidae
Gene: ip6k1
Product: inositol hexakisphosphate kinase 1
Exons: 6
Coding region: 1088-2413 (441 amino acids)
Biological process (GO): phosphatidylinositol phosphate biosynthetic process; inositol phosphate biosynthetic process
Cellular component (GO): cytoplasm; nucleus
Molecular function (GO): inositol hexakisphosphate kinase activity
Source: RefSeq, a predicted model, not a curated record
ACUGAAGCUAUUGAGCACGGAGAGAAAACAUCAAAAACAAGAAAUAGCCCCCUCCUUCAGCGCGUGUCACAAUCGCAAGCAGGACUCGACCAGGAUAACGCUUGUGAAGGGCGACGACUCCAGUUAGCUAGCUAGGUACUCCCUAAACAUAGCUAACCAGCUUUAUUCUAUAGUAACCUAGAAUUAGGUAACACUUGCUAACCAUUAAGAAAGCUAAUGUUGCUAAUAUUACUGUUUAGCUAACUGGCUAACGGUACUUUUUAGCUUGCUUAUCAGCUAGCCAGCUCAGCUCCUACUAGCUAGUGAGCUAGCGGAUUGAAACGCGGGUUUGACGGUUCAGCUUAUAUUACAAAAUACAGCAGGCUUGCUAACUGCAUUAGAAAGUUAUAAGAGCGGUUGACAGAUUUUAAUUUCGUUACAUUUUUCAAACUCACUUAUCUAACGCUAGAUACAAUCCAGACUGAGCUGGACUCCGUUCCAUAAGCUAAUGUUAGCGAGUGCGAGCUAGAUGGUGGCUAAAUUCACAUAGCGUGCUAGCUGAUUUGACUUGCGGGAGUGGACUGUCUGCAUAUUAAUUUCUAAUUAACUUGCUAACAUGUGCAUGCUUGGAGUAAUUGUGGUUGGGUUCCAAAGAUGUUAUCAUCAACUAGAUAGCCAUAUGCUAUGCUUUUAAACUUCAUUGAGUGUAGAGGUAAGUUAAGCGUGGUUAGGCACUAACAACAGCAACACAGUGCCAGCGAAUCGAAUUCGCAGCACAGGACUUUAGCUAGCACUAGCUGUAUGGUUUGUUUGGACUUCAGUGUUCUUUGAUACCCCAGUAAAUAAGCUAGUCCCUCUAUUCGCCCCCCUUCGGGUUCAACUGUUCAACUGAAGACCCAAGGCCAAGAUUGAUAAACCGGAGGCAGGAUCUCUGAGCGGCGCGGGCGCCCAGCGUGUGGGGAUUGAUUGGCUGGUGGGUGUGGCCGGCGGGCUGGCUCCUCCCCCUCCGGGCGGCAGCGUGCGCUCCCAGCCGGCCCCCUGCGCCCCGCGCUCGCCCGGCCUGCGCCCCCGCGCCCAUGCCCCCAGCGCCGCGCGGCCCUCCAACGCCAUGUGCCUCCCGCCCGCCAUGGAGCCGGGCAGCCACGGCCGGGGGCGCGGCGAGGGCGGCGUGCCCCUGGAGCCCUUCGUGCACCAGGUGGGCGGGCACACCAGCAUGAUGCGCUACGACGACCACACGGUCUGCAAGCCCCUGAUCGCCCGCGAGCAGCGCUUCUACGAGUCGCUCCCGCCCGAGAUGAAGGAGUUCUCCCCCGAGUACAAAGGCGUGGUGCUGGUGUGUUUCGAGGGGGACAUGGACGGCUACAUUAACCUGGUGGCGUACCCGUACGUGGAGAGCGAGGGGCUGGACCACGAGGACCUGCCUGAGAGGGACCAACCGCGACGCAAACACUCCCGCCGCAGUCUGCACCGCUCCAGCAGCGACCACAAGGAGGAGCGGCCCGCCCACGAGAGCGACAGCAGCGAGAACCUGCAGGAGCUGAAGAGCCCGCGGCUGGACCUGCAGAUCCACUCGGAGGUGCCCUUCCAGAUGCUGGACGGGAACAGCGGCCUGACCUCGGAGAAGAUCAGCCACAACCCCUGGAGCCUGCGCUGCCACAAGCAGCAGCUGAGCCGCAUGCGGUCCGAGUCCAAGGACAGGAAGCUCUACAAGUUCCUGCUCCUGGAGAACGUGGUGCACCACUUCAGCUACCCGUGCAUCCUGGACCUGAAGAUGGGCACGCGGCAGCACGGCGACGACGCCUCCGAGGAGAAGGCCGCGCGCCAGAUGAAGAAGUGCGAGCAGAGCACGUCCGCCACGCUGGGGGUGCGCGUCUGCGGCAUGCAGGUGUACCAGAUGGACACGGGCCACUACCUGUGCAGGAACAAGUACUACGGCCGGGGGCUGUCCAUCGAGGGCUUCCGGGCGGCGCUGUACCAGUUCAUGCACAACGGGGCGCAGCUGCGCAGGGACCUGUUCCAUCCCAUGCUGGGGAAGCUGCGCAGCCUGAAAGCCGUGCUGGAGAGGCAGGCCUCGUACCGCUUCUACUCCAGCUCCCUGCUCAUCAUCUACGAGGGCAAGGAGCCGGGCCCCGAGGGGCCCCCCGAGAGGGAGCCCGCGCAGGGGCCCGCGGAGGGGCCCGCCCACCCGCCUGCCCCCCUGCCUGCCGCGGACCGCGCGCACGAGCUCCCCCCGCCCCCCUCGGAGCCCCGCGGAGUCGCACCGCCCCCGCACCCGCCCCCCAGCGUGGACGUGCGCAUGAUCGACUUCGCCCACAGCACCUUCAAGGGUUUCCGCGACGACCAGACUGUGCAUGACGGGCCUGACAGGGGCUACAUCUUUGGACUGGAGAGCCUCAUCAAGAUCCUGGAGGGCAUCCGGGACGAGCUCCCGUAGCUAAAUAAAGAAAAGGGAAUAAAAGCAAGCCCCGCCCCCCUCCACCCCCAACCCCACCUUUGACACUGAGAUAAUAUAAUUAAAUAAAAAUGCAAAACAAAUCUAAAAACAUGGUGACAUUUCCCAGAAUGAAUGAAAAGCACAUUCAUAGGCAAAGAAACUAAGGAAUGACUGCUUUUGUAGCGAUGAUGGAGAUGGACGCUCAAGGUUUUAGAAACCCUUUGAUCUCCUCAUUGAUUAGCACCUAGGGAAAAGGUGGCAACUUGUGGCAGGGUCUACAGCCCCACUGUCUGGACAGACAGCUGCUCCCCCCCAAUAACCCCCCUCAUCCGGCAGCAUAGAAGGACAUGUCUGCCUUGUGUGUUCAUUGCCACCAUGUGGCCACUUCUAGUAUUGCAUCAAGGCACGGGUCAGAAAUAAUAAAACGCAGCUGAAGCUCAGGGCAA